This is a messenger RNA of Phycomyces blakesleeanus NRRL 1555(-), 521 nucleotides long. RefSeq lists its product as hypothetical. The record is from RefSeq and is a predicted model, not a curated record. NCBI's taxonomy places the organism in Eukaryota, Fungi, Mucoromycota, Mucoromycetes, Mucorales, Phycomycetaceae. The transcript has 5 exons. Bases 43 to 492 code for a protein of 149 amino acids. Gene Ontology annotation, cellular component: nucleus. Gene Ontology annotation, biological process: protein K63-linked ubiquitination; DNA damage tolerance. Gene Ontology annotation, molecular function: ubiquitin conjugating enzyme activity.
UUUAUUUUUCAUUCUCAUUUUUAUUUUUCUCUCAUUAAAAUCAUGGCUCUUCCCAGACGCAUCGUUAAAGAAACUGAACGCCUUUUGGCUGAUCCUGCACCAGAAAUUAGCGCAACCCCUCAUGAUGACAAUCUGCGUUAUUUUGAUGUAAUCAUCGCCGGUCCUACUCAAUCUCCUUUUGAAGGUGGUGUUUUCCGAUUGGAGCUUUAUCUUCCUGAGGAUUACCCAAUGGCACCUCCCAAGGUCCGCUUCUUGACCAAGAUUUACCAUCCUAACAUUGAUAAGCUUGGUAGAAUCUGUCUUGACAUCCUUAAAGACAAAUGGUCUCCUGCUCUCCAGAUUCGUACCGUACUCUUGUCUAUACAGGCACUUUUGUCUGCACCCAACCCUGAUGAUCCUCUUGCCAACGAUGUUGCUCAACACUGGAAGGAAAAUGAAAAGGAUGCUAUUUCAACAGCUCAUGAAUGGACUAGAAUGUAUGCUCAGAAAUAAAGAAACUAUUAUAUAAUAUUAUCUCCUUU